This is a messenger RNA of Diprion similis, 985 nucleotides long. RefSeq lists its product as uncharacterized. Bases 102 to 917 code for a protein of 271 amino acids. NCBI's taxonomy places the organism in Eukaryota, Metazoa, Arthropoda, Insecta, Hymenoptera, Diprionidae. The transcript is spliced from 6 exons. The record is from RefSeq and is a predicted model, not a curated record.
AUAUAGGCAUAAUAUGUACUAUACAACGCAAAAUUUAUGCCAGGAUGCAAGUUGACGUGUGAAAGAAUACGGAGAGUGUUUUUCGUCUUUGACUCACCGAAAUGUUGAGGUUUCGCAAAGUAUUUACGAAGACCGGGUGCUCGGUGAUAGGGAUGAUACACGUGGGCGGAUUGCCAGGAACACCACGAUACGGAGGCAGUGUUAAAAGAAUUAUCACGGAGGCACUCGACGACGCCGCGAUUUAUGCCAGCUGCAAAGUGGAUGGCGUUCUGGUGGAAAAUAUGCACGACAUCCCGUACGUUCAAGCUAAAGACUUGCUUCCGGAAACUACCGCUUUAAUGACGAGAGUUUGCUCUGAGGUCAGAAAAAUUCUUCCUCGACACGUGCCUUGUGGGGUUCAGGUUUUAGCAGGAGCGAAUAAAGAGGCAAUCGCCGUGGCACAGGCAGCUGAUUUUCAGUUUAUCAGAGCUGAAGGUUUCGUUUUCUCCCAUAUUGCUGACGAAGGAUUCACGGACGCUAGUGCUGGGAGUUUGUUGAGAUACCGUAGACAAAUAGACGCCGAAAAUGUUCUUGUAUUUUCCGACAUCAAGAAGAAACACAGCGCACAUUCUAUUACAUCGGAUGUGAGUUUAUCCGAGACGGCCAAGGCAGCUGAGUUCUUCUUGACGGAUGGUGUUAUAAUAACAGGAUCUGCUACUGGUGAUCCGGCGGAUGCUGCGCAAGUUAAGGAAGUGAAGCGGGUGGCGAAAGGGCCGGUCAUCGUCGGUUCAGGUGUGACUACUGAAAAUUUAGAAAAAUACCUUACAGCAGAUGCAGUUAUCGUUGGAACAUAUUUCAAAACUGAUGGACACUGGGAAAACGCAGUGGAUUCAGGGCGAGUCGACAGCCUCAUAAGAAAACUUGAAAAGUUCCAAUAGCUUGAAAAUAAGCAGAUAUUGAGCAUUUACAAAUUGCGAAUUUAUGUUAAAAUAAUUCACCGGAAGUU